UGCUCAGUGAUUAGGUGCAAGGCCAGGCUCUGUUCUAACUAGAUCAUUGUCUUCUUCAUCGUUAUAUUUUGUUACACAAGAGCACGAUUGCCACUGUCUUGAUUGUGUAGAGCCAGGCCGAUCAGGCGGAGCUAAAGCGAUUGAUUUGGGGUCGGUUUGCGGUAUGCUUUGUUAGUGUCGGUGUUCACGUUCGUUUUGGGGUUUGCCAUUUGUAAUCUUCGAGGUUGGUCUCUGCAGCAGAGUGCAUAGACUGUCUUACUUUCUUCGUCUGCGGUUACCUUACUGCAGGGAUUACUAAGGGGAGCCAGGAACCAUGGCCGACCACGACGAUAAGGAAGUCGUAGCUCUGACUCAGAACGUAGGGGAAGUGACAAUCGAAGAUCGAGGAUCGGAUAAGCCCAAAGAGGAGGAAGACAAGGACAAGGAGGGGGGAGUGAUGGGCUUCAUCAAGGAUGUCGGUCAUGCCAUUGGAGGACUGUUCAGCUGGGGCAGUCCUGACGCUGACAUCUCAGGGUUCGAUAUCCCAGUGUUGAACACGAAGCGCGCCGAAAUUAUCAUAAGCGUGCUAAUCACGAACCCUAACCCAAUUCCUAUUCCCCUUGUUGAUAUGAUUUAUGAAAUUUCGAGUGAUGGCCGGAAGCUCUGCUCUGGCACUAUCCCAGACGCUGGCACCGUCCAUGCCCAUGGAUCCGAGACUGUGAAGAUUCCGCUCAAUCUGAUCUACAAGGAUAUCGUUGACACCUUCGAUGACAUUGAACCUGGCCAAGUUCUUCCUUAUCUUUGCAAGGUUACUCUUUUGGUCGAUGUUCCCGUUAUCGGAAGGAUCACUAUUCCGUUGGAAAAGAAGGGAGAAAUUCCCAUUCCUCACAAGCCAGAUGUUGAUUUGGAGAAGAUUGACUGGGACCAUCUUUCGCUCGAAGAAACUUCCGCCACUUUGCAUCUGACUUUCAAGAACAUGAACAAGUUCGACGUUGGUAUCAAUUCCUUCGAGUAUGACCUGCAGCUUGGUGAUGUUUCCAUCGGAAAGGCUACACUGAAGGAGGCAACUUCAGUGAAGGGAGAGGACAUUGGAAUUUUGCAGGUGCCUGUCUCCUUCCGACCCAAAGACUUCGGCGGAGCUCUGUGGGAUAUCCUCAGAGGGAGAGGCACCGGGUACACCAUGGUGGGAUCCGUCGAGGUCGACACACCUUUUGGGCCCAUGCACCUGCCCUUCAGUAAGACUAGCGAAACCACAUUGAAGGGCAAAGAGGACGAUGAGGAAUGAAGGAUGAGGGUUUGAAUAUCUCAGUCCCUCCUGCCCACCAACCUCCUCCAAGGCCAGGGCAGCCAGAUUGAUUCAUUCACCUGACGCAUCCAACAUCUAGGUGUUCAUGAGAUGCCAAGUCAGUGAAGCAGCGAAUUGGAUAUGUUGGAAGGAUUGUAGGGACGACUUUCACCAAUCUUCUGCCAUAAAUCUCUGUACUCGUUGUUAUAUCUAUGUAACAUCGUCUAUUACUAAAUGACACAAACUCACACAGCAUGACAAACAAUCCCAUUCAUGUUUCCUUGUAGAAACCGACUACUAUGGGUACUGACUUCAUGACGCGAUGAUCCUUCACUAUGACAUGUCCUCGGCCUGUCGAAGGCACAGUGACUUCUGUAGUAUGUAUGCAUAUACAGCUUGAAUUGGUAGCAGCCACACGAGACCUUUUUAGAUCUUGUGGUGAUGGUUUGGGGACUGAAGCAGCAACCGAGUCCUAGAACGCUGCCGAUUAGGUUUAUGUGAGUGCAAUUGCUGUGAUUGCUCAUGGUCGGGUGAGGCCUCCUCCUCAGGCUCCUCGACACCGUGAAAUCGCCGAUUUGGAAUGGCUCAGGGUGAAAUAGGCCAGGCUUUACGAUUGCUACUGUCACGAUGCCCUUAGAUUAGAUGAUUUUGCUUGAGGGAAUAAUUUAAUAACCACCGCGAAGUCCUUCUCUUUGCAGCUUCUUGUGGUUGCAAUUCCUUUCCCA
Messenger RNA from Physcomitrium patens, 1989 nucleotides. RefSeq lists its product as uncharacterized. Gene Ontology annotation, cellular component: cytosol. NCBI's taxonomy places the organism in Eukaryota, Viridiplantae, Streptophyta, Bryopsida, Funariales, Funariaceae. Gene Ontology annotation, biological process: response to desiccation. The record is from RefSeq and is a predicted model, not a curated record.